Molecule: messenger RNA, 1569 nt
Organism: Pyricularia grisea
Lineage: Eukaryota; Fungi; Ascomycota; Sordariomycetes; Magnaporthales; Pyriculariaceae
Exons: 1
Coding region: 1-1569 (522 amino acids)
Biological process (GO): vacuole fusion, non-autophagic
Cellular component (GO): fungal-type vacuole membrane
Molecular function (GO): phospholipid binding
Source: RefSeq, a predicted model, not a curated record
AUGGCGACAACCUCACAACACCUGCCAUUGCGGCAGCCGCCAACGGCCACCACCGACGAUGGCCGCGUCCUGUCGCCAUCCCAACUCCCGCCCGUCCCGUCGUCUCCGGCCAUGAGCUACGCCUCGACGGCCAACCCCCUCGCCGCAUACCAGCUUCCGCCACCGCCCCCGCCGCGGCACCAGUCUCAUGCCACCAUGACAAAGGCCGAUCUCGAGGCUUCGCAGGUCGCCUACUCGGAUCUGAUCGCGUCGGCAAAAGCCUACAGACAAGCUCUGGCCGCCAUCGGCACCGCAGCCUCUGCCUUCGGCAGCGCCCUCGAGGCAUGUGCCCGGUUAAAAGAAGCUCGUGCCCCGGCCAUAUCACCCACCGCGAGCGGCGACGGCGGCACCAACUCGAGCGGCAUGCCCCCGUCCAUGACCGCAUCCUUCACAGCCCGCGCUCCCAACCAGCUCUCGUCGUCUUGCACGGCCGAUCAGCUCCUCGCCGCAGCCGGCCUGCAGCACCUGAUAGCGAACCAUCACCAAAUCCUCGGCGAGACCAUCUACCGAUCCUUCGAGGUGCCGCUACUCCACGAGCUCGACAAGUGGCGCCACAGCGUCGAGGACGAGCAGGCGCGUUACACGGCCGCCGCCACGGCCCAGGGGCGCGAGAUCAGGCGACUGGAGAAGGAAGGCGUCAAGAUGCACAAGACCCCGAAGCGUCGGGACGUCGCCCAGUUCCGCACACACCUCGUCGAGCUGACUGCAAAGCUCGACGGCCUGACGACGCUGCACGCCGACCACUCGCGUGCCCUGCUGCGCGACUGCCAGGACACGAGCGUCGGUGUCCUCGACGCCGCCUGCAGCAUCGCCCGCGCAGAGGUCGACAUCUUUGAGAGCCUCGCCCGCAAGGGCUGGACUGGCGGCGGGCUGGAGGACCUCUUGGAGCGCGGGACGGACCUGUUCGCAAGCGACGAGCCCAUCACCAGCGCAGCGGACCUGCCCGUCCCCACAGACUCCAGCAGGCUUUUCAGCAUCUUGCCGCCCAAGAGCAUCCUUGCAGACUCGGCGAGCGAGACCACCCGGCCUGGCCAUCAUAGGGCUGAUAGUUUGCUGGUGGACCCGGAUGAGCCUCAUUACCAGAGUCUUGCACGAGCGCUCUCGCCUACCAAGGGCGGGGCGGUUGGCAUCCGCAGCGGCGGCGGCGGCGUCGAUUCGGAAAGUCUCUUCAACCAGCCUCGAGGCGCAAGGCCCUUCUCCCCAGAGCCUAUACCAGUCGACCCAGGCGAGCUACCCAUGGGAGGCGGCAGCAGUGACCCUGGAGCAUCGGGGGACCAGGAGGCUGAGACGAUUCGAACCGACUCGUCGUCCUCCCCAGUACAACUCGAGGAGCCUACGCCAAGAGCUUCCAGGAUGUUCAGGAUACUGCACGACAAUAUUGGACAUUCCGAUAAUGACGACGCAGAUGAUGACAGUAGUGUCCACAAAAGCCCCUGGCGUGAUGAGCGAUCACCAGCAGACAGUGCUUUUACGAGGCCUCUGCCGCCAACGACCUUGUCUUCUCAUGGGUCUGAACAUGCAUGUGAUUAG